GUGCCUCUCUGCCUCAGUUCAGUUUGAGUAAAAGUCAUUGCAGUGCACAUCCGCCCGCGUAAGUGCAGAGAUGUUUGCUGAAGGACAAAGCUGAGAGCCUGUUAACUGAGUGUUGGCGUGAGAGGAAACUGUUUCUAAACGUUGGUCUCAAAAUGGACGCCCUGCUCAUCACAGAGGAUAAAGACUGAAGAGACCUUCUUCAUCUCUAUCUUAUUGAGAAGAUGAUGGAGAAUAUUGAGGACUAUGAAGAAUCUGAACCUUACCUGGAGGCCAAGCAGUACAUGGACAGGUUAAAUCAGGAAAAUGAAGAACUCUUGAAGAAAGACACCAGUCAGAGAGACAAUGAUCCAACAGAUCUGGCAGAACAUGCGUUGUCUUUGACUGUGUUCCCCGUCACUGUGCCCUGUGCUUCAUUAUCUUAUGCUACUGUGCAGUGGGAUAUCCCAGAGACCCCAGCAGAACCUCCGUCUUCUGAAUGUGACACUGCAUCUGGGAAUAAAGUGGACUUCAGUGUUGGAUCCCAGUUCGACUGGACAUUUUCGCUAUCUUCCACAGAACUUAGUUAUAUUCCAAAUCAGGAAGGCAUUGUUGAUUUCGUACUUGAAACUGAACAACCAAAUGAAAUGGUCUCUUCCCAGGAAUUAGAUACAAAAGCACACAUGGGAUCUUCAAUUGAAGAUUGCAGUGGAUGUUUGACUUCAAAUAAGAAGAAACCACACGUCUUAGUUCCUCCCAAACAGACUUCCCAAAGCUCAUAUCCAGGUGUAGAGGGACCAGAGAUUGAGAAGCAAACAGAGGAAUGGACUGAAAAAAGCAUUGCUGAAACCAAUGGCAAAUCAUUGAAUGCAGGGAGCCUUCAGGAGAAAAUAACUUUCAUGGUUCAGAUUAAAGGACCUGAUGAACCUCUGGAACAGAAGGAGACAGAUCUCCACUCCGAGCGCCACACGUCUAAUCAAUUACAAAAAUGUAUUAUUACAGAUCAACUGUCAGAACAUUCUUCUGAACUAGAGCCUAAGAUUAAUACAGAACCUGCAAAAACACCUGUUACAAUGAUAGAAAAUAAUUUGAACGAAACUUUGAUACAUUCAGAGGAUUCAGGAGACCUCUCCGAUCAGCUAAAUAAACAAGACCAGCCAACAUGUACAGAAAACCCUGUAGAACAAGUAAGUUCAGUAGAGAAACAAUUUUCAGAUGAAAUGAAAGAAACUGAAAAAAGGCCAACUCAACCGGAAAAACCUUCUGAACCACCAGAGGCUGAACUGGCAAGGAGAACAUCUGAAAUACACCCAUCAAAACAGACAGAACAGUUCAUGAGUUCGUAUGAGAAACAAUUCUCAGUACAGCUCAUGUGUCCGGACGAGAAACAAUCCUCAGAACAGUUCAUGUGUCCGGACAAGGAACAAUCCUCAGAACUGUUAAUGUGUCCAGACGAGAAACAAUCCUCAGAACAGUUCAUGUGUCCAGACGAGAAGCAAUCCUCAGAACAGUUCAUGUGUCCGGACGAGGAACAAUCCUCAGAACUGUUAAUGUGUCCAGAUGAGAAACAAUCCUCAGAACAAUUCAUGUGUCCGGUCGAGGAACAAUCCUCAGAACUGUUAAUGUGUCUGAACGAGAAAGAAUCCUCAGAACAGUUCAUGAGUCUGGACAAGAAACAAUUCUCAGAACAGUUCAUGUGUCCGGAGGAGAAAGAAUCCUCAGAACAGUUCAUGUGUCUGAACAAGAAAGAAUCCUCAGAACAGUUCAUGUGUCUGAACAAGAAAGAAUCCUCAGAACAGUUCAUGUGUCUGGACAAGAAAGAAUUCUCAGAACAGUUCAUGUGUCUGGACAAGAAAGAAUCCUCAGAACAGUUCAUGUGUCUGGACAAGAAAGAAUUCUCAGAACAGUUCAUGUGUCUGGACAAGAAAGAAACCUCAGAACAGUUCAUGAGUCCGGAGGAGAAACAAUCCUCAGAACAGUUCAUGAGUCUGGAGGAGAAACAAUCCUCAGAACAGUUCAUGAGUCUGGACGAGAAAGAAUGUUUAGAUAAGGAGAAGCCCGAGGCAUUACAGAUGAAAUCAUUAGACCCAACAGAAGAACCACUGUGUUCAGGUGAAACAGGAUAUUUGGAUGACCAGAAACAACACGGUGUGGUAACAGAUGAGGAGGUAAAUCAUGUCCCGAAUGAUGUUAUGAGGGAGGGGUGUGUGCAGGAGACUGUUCUGGACACUGUCUGUCACCAUAUAGAUGGUAGCGUUAAGGUGCUGGAUCGGGCCGAGGCUCAGCGAUUGGCUGAGAGGCUCUACAGAUUGGAUGGUUUUAAGCGUACAGAUGUGGUCAGACAUCUGGACAAAGACAAUGACUUUAGUCAUGCUGUUGGGGAAGAGUACCUGAAAUAUUUUGACUUCACCAAUCAAAGUCUGGAGCAAGCUCUGCGGUCAUUUCUGAAGGUAGUGGUUUUGAUCGGUGAAACUCAGGAGCGAGAACGAGUCUUGCAGCAUCUUUCCUGCCGGUUCCAGCAGUGCAAUCCUGACACCUUCUCUUCGUCUGGAGCCGUUCUUACGCUCACAUGUGCCGUAAUGCUGCUCAACACAGACCUGCAUGGACAAAAUGUUGGCAAGCCCAUGACACUGGCUGAAUUUGUAUCAAACCUGGAAGGAAUGAACAGUGGAGAGAAUUUCAGCAAGGAUAGUCUGAAGAGUCUGUACAACUCCAUCAAAAGUGAUCCGCUGCGUUGGGCCAUAGAGGAAGAUGUUCUGGCCAAGUCCAUGACGCUUGAGCAAGAUUUAGAGCAGGAUGGAUCUCUGCGUUCAAAGAGUAACCCAUUCCAAGAUCUUCCUCACAACAAGAGAGCCACUGUGUUCCAGAAAGGAUUUUUGAAACGCAAAGCACACGCGGACGUCGAUGGCAAACGCACUCCCUGGGGGAAGCGAAGCUGGAAGACUUUUUAUGCCGUGCUGAAAGGAAUGGUGCUGUACCUACAGAAGGAUGAGUAUCAGAUGGACUGGCAGAGCUCAGAGGAGGUGGUCAGUGUUCAUCACGCCCUAGCCGAGCGAGCACUGAAUUACACCAAAAAACCUCAUGUGUUUCGUCUUCAGACGGCUGACUGGAGGGUUUUUCUCUUCGAGGCGACUUCCACAGAGCAGAUGAACUCCUGGAUCGGGCGGAUUAAUCUGGUGUCUGCCCUUUAUUCCUCUCCUCCGUUUCCGGCUGCUGUGGGCUCUCAGAAGAGGUUCUGUCGGCCCAUCUUGCCGGCCUCACAGUCCAACCUCACGCUGGAGGAGCAGCUAGAGUCACACACGGCCAUGUUAGAGAACUUCCAGCGGGACCUGAGCGCCAUCCAGCAGGAGGCGCCAGACGGCCGAAAGAAUAAAGCCAGAGAAUCGGAGGAGCUCAGACAGAGAGAGGAGUAUUUACAGUACGAGCUGUCUCGUUAUGAAGUCUAUGUGAAAAUACUAGAGGCCUGGAAGAGCGUAGAAAAGUCUCAGUCGACAGUUGAAGACAAACUGAACAUGUUUGAUGAGGGAUUGUGGAGAGGAGAGAUGAAUGGAGAGGAGGAUGAGACCGAGGGGGUGAUGAAGAGAUCUGUGUCCAGCCCGUCACUGGAGUUAGAAGCACCUGCUCAGCCUGUAGUGAAGGUCAGGCGAAACAUCUCAGAGAGACGCACCUAUCGAAAGAUCGUCAUUCCACGUCGUAACAAAGAGAUUUGAGGGAAAGAAAGUCUCAAAUAACAAAGAAAACUGUUAUAAUGUGACUGAAGCACAUUUCAUAGUUUUAUUCAAAGUAUGUUCACUGCAAGUUAUAAAAUAAUGACAAUUCUAGUUGGUAAUGCAUUCUAUACUGAAUGUGUAUAUGUUUUUGCACAAACCUCUUCAUUUUCAUAGUUCAUAAUGACCACAGGCAGGUUAGUAGUCACUCUUUAUACAUUAAUGAGGGUUUAGUUUGUGUUUCAUCAACAGAAGCCAGCCAACUGAGACUGUAAACAGUGUUAUUAUCAUUAUUAUUAUUAUUGCUGGGAUAAGUGAAGGGUUUUGGACUGUGAAUGCAUCACUUUAGUCAAAAUCUAUCUGUUACAUUCCUCUUAUACUCAUUUAGAAAUGUUAUAUUUUGCUGAUAAAGAGACAUUACUGAAUGGCUCUUGUGUGAACGUCUCAUGUAAGCAGCCCCUUCUGAAGCCAUUAACAUGUAGUUUGAUGGAUUGGGCCCUCGGGCUCGGCUGGUCCUCAGGAUGGGUCUGCUUGAUAAAGAAAUCAGAUAAAUGCUGUUGAUAUGUAAACAGAUUGAGAGGAAACAAUCAAAGUUUCAGUGAGUCAGAAAAUGACUGAAAGCCAUACCCCCCCCACCCCCCGGGACACAGCAGUUUAAGUACAACUGAUCUCCAGUUUUAAGCAUAUUAAUGUUAUUCUUGAACAAUGGUAUUGUUAUUAGCCAUCUAAAAACAUAGAACUUUAUAGCAUCUGUUCAUGUACAUGUAUAUUAUAUAGUCGGUCUAAUAAUUUUGGCUUUAAAAACUUUCAAAAAUGUCACUUGCAAUCUAGUAUAAUGUAAUGAAUGUAAUUUGGGAUUUAUGUUUCUGCAACACAUUUUGAGGUGGUUUCCCCGACGGAGCUUAAGCCUAGCUGAAAUGUUAGAGGUGUCUUGAUCGAAAACAACUUGCGCUUACAUAUCUGAAAAUAUGAAUGAAUGAGGCGCUUUAUUGUGUAUUGCAUGUUUUAUAAAGUAUGUUUUUAAAAAUACCUUAAAUAGUCUAAUUUAACUAAGGCCUUGCCCUGUCUUAAACUAAUCCCCUUUAUCCAGAAAAUGCUGUUGGAGAAAGAAGCUUUUGGCUUCAAUAACUUGAGGCACUGGUUUGAGACCUUUGAAUAAGUUUGAAGCAUUUGCAUGACGGUUGCAUGUUUGAGUUUGGCUGUCUGUGCAGCGUCGGGUGAGGUCAUGACCAAACCACAGUGCAGCAUCUGUGGAGCGUGACGUCUGUGGAACGAGCUUUAGUCACCCUGUUUUUCAAGUGUUUGUUUCUGCACGUCCGCCUGGCAGAAGAGUUUUGUGGCUGGUUGAGUAACUAAAAAGCCAAGCAGUAAGAUUUCUUCAUAGCAGUUCUUUAACAUUCCUGUGACACCAUCACUUCUGUUUCUUAGUUCCUCUGGAUUCCUCUUCACUGCUCCUGUCAUUUUAUAUAUAUAUAUAUAGCCUACUGUGUAUAUAUACAGUAUAUUGCCUCUGCGAAGUGCAUUAAAAUCCUUUAAUGCGUGGUUAGCCGUGGAUCAUCCCGCUUAUACCAUGGUCAUUUGCCAAGUUCAAAACAAGUUAAAGCUUUGAUUGAUGCUUACAGUGUAAUUUUUGAUCAUACAGGUGAAAAUGACAUUUAUUUUUGUCAGUUAAUUUUAAAUGUUGAUUAAACUGACUGGAACCACCUGUGCAUUAAAUGGUUUUAAUGCACACCUUCCAGCCAAUCAGAAUUGAAUAUUCAAACAGACCAUGGUCUAUAUAUAUAGAGAGAGAGAGAGAGAAUAUGAUAUAUUUUUAAAUAUUAUUAUUGAAUUAUAUAUAUUUAUGCUUUUAUUAUCAUAUCUCUGUCAUCUGGUCUUGUCUUGUUUCUUAUUGGUCUGAGGUUUUGAGGUGAGAAACAAAAGUUAAUAUAUAUUAAAGGUGCGAAACAAAAGUUACCGAGAAUGUUGGUCUUCACCCUUUUUGGCUGGACUCAAAUAAAGAAUGCAGUACUUUACAUCAGCUUUACGUGACAGGCUCUUUCUUGCAUGGGCUUACCUUACUUUUUUCUUUGCUGAUCUUGGUCAAAUGUGACCCUGGACAACAAAACCAGUCUUAUGGGUCAAUGUUUCGAAAUUAGGAUUUUUAAAUCAUCUGAAAGCAGAAUAAUUGAGCUUUCUAUUGAUGAAUGGUUUGUUAGAAUAGGACAAUAUCUGACAGAGAUACAACCGUUUAAAACUCUGGAAUCUGAGGUUGCAAAUAAAUCUAAAUAUUGAGAAAAUUGCCUUUGAAGUUGUUCAUAAGGGGCACUGUAGCAGGCCAUCCACUCACAAAAAUGAAGUUUUUAUAUAUUAACGGUAUGAAAUUUACAAAAUAUCUUCAUGGAACAUGAUCUUCACUUAAUAUCCUAAUGAUUUUUGGCAUAGAAGAAAAAUCGAUAAUUUUGACCUAUUUUGGGGUUUUACUAAAAAUGUUCCCGUGCUACUUAAGACUGGUUUUGUGAUCCAGGGUCACAAAUGUUCUCCUUAAUGGUGGCGUCACUACAAUGCUCUGUCAGUAAGUGUUUGUUGAGCUGGUUCGUGUCUCUGAGUGUCCGUCUCAUUCUGUGACCUGAAUUUGCUCUCAGCGUUGGGUUAGGACACACUCAACAUUGCCUGAAGAGAAAUUCAAUAUCAUGCUGCAUUCUUGACUCUGGCAAAGUAAAACAGUCGUAAGAUUUUAAGCCCAUUUCAGUCCGAAACUACACAGCCAAGUAACAUUAAGGCUGAAACUUUUAACAUUUAAAUGAGUGUUUUACAAAUGUGCCAUUAUUCAGUGCUCCCAAGUCCUACAGCUUUGUACUAACAUUUAUUUAUGGUUUCUAACAUCACCAGUAAAUAUUCUUAUUUUUUGAGCAAUGAAACCUUAUAGACAUUUUCUGUACAAAUCACUCUGUAUGUUUCAUCAUAACAUUCUGUUAAUACACACACUGGUAACCUUUUUCAUGGAA
Messenger RNA from Triplophysa rosa, 6670 nucleotides. RefSeq lists its product as uncharacterized. Bases 222 to 3686 code for a protein of 1154 amino acids. Lineage: Eukaryota; Metazoa; Chordata; Actinopteri; Cypriniformes; Nemacheilidae. The transcript has 14 exons. Gene Ontology annotation, molecular function: guanyl-nucleotide exchange factor activity; phospholipid binding; protein binding. The record is from RefSeq and is a predicted model, not a curated record. Gene Ontology annotation, biological process: regulation of ARF protein signal transduction.